Molecule: messenger RNA, 2495 nt
Organism: Aspergillus fijiensis CBS 313.89
Lineage: Eukaryota; Fungi; Ascomycota; Eurotiomycetes; Eurotiales; Aspergillaceae
Exons: 6
Coding region: 120-2189 (689 amino acids)
Biological process (GO): regulation of DNA-templated transcription; DNA-templated transcription
Cellular component (GO): nucleus
Molecular function (GO): zinc ion binding; DNA-binding transcription factor activity, RNA polymerase II-specific; DNA binding
Source: RefSeq, a predicted model, not a curated record
CUGGCACGCGCAAAGUGCCACAGGAUGCAGACCUCAUCAUCUCACAGGCUGUGGCAGCUGGAGAGCUUCGAAAAGUAGACGGGCCCUUCACCCUCACAUGAUACUGUACCAUAGAGUCCAUGAAUCAGUUUACCAGACCAGACAAGACGCCAGGAGCAGGCAAGAAUGUCCGACGACGAAACGGCAAAUUUGCUUCUUGUGAACCAUGCCGGAAGGACAAGGUACGCUGCGACCACGGAAUCCCCGUGUGCUCGCGCUGCUUCCAACGGGAUACGGCAACACGCUGCUUCUAUCAUCCUGCACCUUUGACGCGCAAGUCGGAGACAAAGAACUUGAGAGCGAGCCUUUCGAAUGGUGGAAAUGCACAGGAGCUACAGGACCAACAAGAAGCCACGACAGACGUGAUCGCGGUCGAAGGACCGAAUCGAGAACCGUCGCCCUUCAAAGCGUCUGCGUGUAACCCUGAGAUUGAGACACCGCUUCCUGCAGGGUAUCUGGGGCCGACCAGUUUUCUCGAUGCGUUUGCAGAGACUCGGGAUACCGACAAGCAGCCGCCCACGGCCACUCAGACCGAGGCCGCAGAAGCACUGCCCGCCCACUGGGCACACAAAGUAGCCGAGAUUCUCCGCUGGCUGAAGGAACUGCCCAUUAUCGAGCACUUGGUGCAUGAGUAUUACCGACUCAGCCAGUCCGCCGCCAUACCCGCCCCGUUUAUCCUGAACGCAUUAGCCUCCUUGUUAGGGGACACUGCUUCAGCCACGUCCGUUCUCCACAACACCAGCAAGCGCUUGGUGAUUCCACCGACAACAGAGGGUAGUGGAUUUCAUGAGCUUUUCACCGGUCGCCAUCUUCGACUCGAGAUCAUCGCCAUUAUUGGUGCCCUCGCCGGCAAAGCUAGCUGCUUCGCGCUGGCCCACGGCAAGGUGUCCAGACAUUUCGGCCCAGACUACCAGGCCCGUUUCCCUCGAAGAAUGAUGACGAUGUGUGACACGGUCCUCGAGGUCUGUCGGUUCCUUACGCCGACCAAUGAUUUGACAGUGUGGCUACAGCAUGAGAGCUUACUUCUGUCUGGCUUGCUGCAUGGUGAUACAAGCUCUGAAACAUGGCACCGACUCGGCGAACUCUCCACCACCCUCUUCGAGCUCGGUCUCCACCGCGAAUCCAACGAACUCCCCAUCUUCCUCGCCGAAACUCGACGACGAAUAUUCGCCGCCGCGUACCAGCUCGACAAGACGGUCGCCACUUUCCUCGGUCGACCCCCGCGUAUCUCCAUCCGCCACUCUGACUGCAAGCCCCCACUCGAUCUCGCGGACGAGAUCCUCACAGCCGACAGCGGACAUUUACAACUUAUCACCAAGACGCUGGACGAUAGCGGAUGGAGUCUCCAAGAGCCCCCGGUCUUCCAGCGAGCAUCCUGGAUCCGUGUACGGUUUGAGCUCGGCACCCUCCGCGAGGAGAUUCUCGAACUGUCUCUCCGCCCACCCAGCGCCGACACCGCCGCACAAUUAAGAGACAUUUCCCUCCGCUCCGAAAAGACCUGGUCCUCCCUGCCGAAACACCUACGAUCCUCUGUAGCUGCAUGGAGGGAACCGGGCAUCCUCUCCGUGAGCGCGCGCCUCAUGCUAACGGUCGCCCACCUGGCGCACCUAUACGAUGAAUUUCUCGUGCAGAGGCUGCUUCUACGCGAAGACAGUCAAGCACAGGGUGCACUGCUGAAGGUCAGCGCGCAAAUCCUCUCGACGGUGUUGACGCUAGGAACAUACGGGGAGGCGGCCACGGUGGACUUGCGCCGUGAUUUUAUUUGGGCUAUCCUACUCUACGGCUUUCCCAGCGCAAGUGUACUAGUGAAAGCACUGCAGACCCAGAGCCGAACUGACCAACCGCUUCCCUAUGUCUAUGCCGGAUCGCGAGCGGCGCUGAUCCGCGACCUCAGCGUCUUCCUGUCACAUUUGGAAUCCAUCGCGAAGACAGACAAGGUGCAUGGGCUACUGUGUGAGCGGACGAGCAAAGCACUCUUGCAGAUUUUGGACGAGGUGUUGGAAUCGGGGCUAUCCAGCGCGCCGCUCCCUCCCUCCGAACUUGGCGAUUUGUCGGAUUUGGUGUCCGAUGAUUUGGGCUUACUUGGGGAUGAGAUGGACUUCUGGGGAGGUGUGGAUCCGGGGAUUGUGUUUGAUCAGUGGCUACUGUGAUUUGGUUGGCAUGUACACUGGUGAUACCCGCCCCAGGGCUGAUUCCGAUCUCCUGCUAUCGUUGACUACGGUAUUUGCUAGUUGGCUAUAUCGACACUGUGAAUAUAUUCAGCUCUAGGUCUACCCCUCUAACAUCUUACUAUUAACCAUAACAUGUCCAGAUCCUCUACCCGAUCCAAAACACCAUGAUUAUAUACCGUCCAACCAAGACACAAUCUACACAGCCUCAUACUCCAUCGCCAAGCAAUCUCCUACCUACUUAGCCGACUGCGCAAAGAUCUUCUCCGAAGCGUGCAACGCUCCAGC